CUGAACUGCGACACUCUCCAAAGGAGAAUUUCCAGUCUGACAGCAGCUCAGAGAACAAGAUUGAAAUAAUGGAAGACCUUUAUGUGGCAAACACUAUCUUUGCACUCAAUUUGUUCAAGCAUGUGGCAAAAACAAAUCCCACCCAGAAUCUCUUCCUCUCUCCAUGGAGCAUCUCAUCCACUAUGGCUAUUGUCUACCUCGGUUCCAGGGGUAACACUGAAGACCAGAUGGCCCAGGUGCUUCAGUUCAACAAAGUUGGAGACUAUGAUGUUGCCACAGGGAGCCCAGAGAACUUCACUGGCUGUCAUUUCACCCAGCAGAUACAGAAGGAAACCUAUCCUGAUGCUGUUUUGAAGAUACCAGGAAGAGACAAAAUUCACUCAUCCUUCCAGUCUCUCAGUUCUGCUAUCAAUGCACCCACAGGGGAUUACUUAUUGGAAAGUGUCAACAAGCUGUUUGGGGAGAAGUCCAUGAGAUUUAAGGAAGAAUACAUCGAACUCUCUAAGAAAUAUUACUCUACAGAACCCCACGAAGUAGACUUUCAAAACUGUGCAGAAGAAGCCAGAAAAGAAAUUAACUCCUGGGUCAAUACUCAAACCAAAGGCAAAAUUGCACACCUGUUACCUGAAGGCUCUGUCGAUGAGAUGACCAAGAUGGUCCUGGUAAAUGCUGUCUAUUUCAAAGGAAAAUGGAAGACUCCAUUUGAGAAGAAACUUAACAGACUUUAUCCUUUCCGUGUGAACGCGACACAACACAUACCUGUGCAGAUGAUGUACUUGCGUGAAAAGCUGAACAUAGGCUAUAUAGAGGACCUAAAGGCUCAGAUCUUAGAACUCCCCUAUGUAGGACAUGUCACCAUGUUCCUGCUGCUUCCAGAUGCAGUUGCAGAAGAGUCCACUGGGUUAGCAUUGCUGGAAGAUGAGAUAAAUUUUGACACUUUCAACAAGUGGACCAGCAAAGACACACUAGUUGAAGAUGAUGUAGAGGUCUAUAUGCCCCAGUUCAAAUUAGAAGAGCAUUAUGAACUCAAAUCCAUUCUGAGGAGCAUGGGCAUGGUGGACGCCUUCGAUAAGAGCCAGGCCAACUUCUUAGGAAUGUCUGAGGGGAACGAUCUGUUUCUUUCUGAGGUGUUCCAUCAAGCCACAGUAGAUGUCAAUGAAGAGGGCACAGUAGCAGCUGCUGGUUCUGGAGCCAUAAUGACAGGGAGAACGGGUCAUAGCGGUCCUCAGUUUGUGGCAGACCAUCCUUUCCUCUUCCUUAUCAUGCACAAAAUAACAAAGAGCAUCUUAUUUUUUGGCAGAUUCUCUUUGCCUCCAAAUUGAAAAAUUCUCAUUUGACCCAAAGAUUUGACCACAGGAGAUAUAAGCUUCAGAAUUGUUAUUUUCAGUGCCAACAAGUUAAAAACUUUUUCUGCCUAUUUCUGUUCUUCUGAACAACUUCUGUUACACACUAAGUAUAAACUCAGAAACUCCCACACAAUGGCCAAUCAUAACAUGUCAGCAUCAUUAAGCAUUUGCUCUCCUAAUCAACUUGAUGCCCAAUAAGUUCUUCCUUACUUCUAGUUUAUUUUAUAGUAUUAACUUUUACUGUGUUAUUUAUUAUUUUAUGUAAUGUUUUUAUUAUUGCUCACUGUCUAAUAUAACUGAGAAAGGUACAGAGGCAGGUAAUCAGUUCAUUUUGCAUCUAAAGAAAUGUAUUCACUCAUUCACUCAAGGAAGGUGAGUAGAUGUUUUUCUAUGCUGUACCAUAAUAAAUACUUAGAAAAAGCACCAAACAAUGGGUAAAUAUAUGUUAUGUGCAUUUCUAACAUUAUAUAUCACAUAUGUGUAUCUACAACUCAUGUAGAAAUUCAAACAUAUAAUAAAUUAACAUGUUUUCUCAUAA
This is a messenger RNA of Chinchilla lanigera (long-tailed chinchilla), 1884 nucleotides long. RefSeq names its product serpin peptidase inhibitor, clade B (ovalbumin), member 2 (gene Serpinb2). The record is from RefSeq and is a predicted model, not a curated record. Gene Ontology annotation, biological process: negative regulation of endopeptidase activity. The transcript is spliced from 8 exons. Gene Ontology annotation, molecular function: serine-type endopeptidase inhibitor activity. NCBI's taxonomy places the organism in Eukaryota, Metazoa, Chordata, Mammalia, Rodentia, Chinchillidae. The coding region runs from base 69 to 1322 and encodes 417 amino acids.